Messenger RNA from Serinus canaria (Common canary), 836 nucleotides. It is a transcript of the gene MTLN, whose product is annotated as mitoregulin. The transcript has a single exon. Gene Ontology annotation, cellular component: mitochondrial inner membrane. The record is from RefSeq and is a predicted model, not a curated record. Bases 61 to 237 code for a protein of 58 amino acids. Lineage: Eukaryota; Metazoa; Chordata; Aves; Passeriformes; Fringillidae. Gene Ontology annotation, biological process: positive regulation of mitochondrial membrane potential.
CGCCCCCGCGGCGGCGGAAGCGGGAGGCGGCGCCGGGCCGGGGCUCGGAGCGGGGCCGGGAUGGUGCUGGAGGAGCUGCGGCCGCGGGUGGUGCGCUGGGCGCUGCUGGCCGCCUUCGCCGCCGGGGUGGCGGUGGGCUGGCAGGCGGGCCGGGCGCGCCGCCGCUUCCUGCGCUGGCGGCAGCGAUACCUCCAGCGCCGCCUCGCCGCCGCGCAGGAGAAGCUGGAAGCGGCCUGAGCGCCGGCAUGGCCUGGCAGCGGGCUCCGGGCGGCUCCUCCGGUGGAUUCGGCUCAUCCGGAGCUCCGGUGGGCGCUGCCUGAGCGGCUGGGAACGGGUGAAGCGCUGCUGGGGAAGGACAGCAUCCCUGGGAUGGCAGGGUUGCCGGCUGGACAGCAUCCGUGGAAUAGCGGGAAGGACAUUAUCCUUGGAAUAGCAGUGCUGCCAGAGAGGACAGCAUCCGUAGAAUAGCAGGACUUCUCUUCCUCCCUUCGCAAAGCAAGAUCCCAAACUGUGUCAGACUGACCCAAGAAAGAACUGAGGGUAUGCAAGCAGCGUUCCCAAGCCUGGAAUGGACUGCUCAGGGAGGUUUGGAGUCCCCGACCCCGGAGGUGUCCAAGGAGCAACUGGCCGUGGCGCUCAGUGCUCUGGGCUGGGUGACAAGGUGGGGAUCGGUCACGGGUUGCACUCGAUGAUCUCGGAGGUCUUUUCUAAGCUCAGCGAUUCCAUGAUUCUCGGAUUUCCAUAUCUCAAAAGGUUGUCUGCACUUGUCCAGCUCUAAGCCCGCUGCUCUGCCCUUGCCAGGAAGCGCUGCCAACACAAUAAACUAGCAAAAGUCA